This is a messenger RNA of Arctia plantaginis, 1932 nucleotides long. Lineage: Eukaryota; Metazoa; Arthropoda; Insecta; Lepidoptera; Erebidae. The record is from the annotation of a GenBank genome assembly.
AUGCAGAAAGCUACCGAUGGAGUAGAUAAGUCAGCGCAUUGGAUUUCAAAUGAAGCAACAUCAACCACGUUUAUCCUGCUACUCCACUUAUCUCUUCACACAGUCGACGAAGGACACGCAGUAAAUCCAAGUUGUACGUGUCUACGCUUCAAGUCUACCUACGCCAAGGAGCGCGGCACGUUUAGCAGCCCGGACUACCCGCGUCCCUACCCACCGCACAUUGACUGCCUUCUCUACACGUUCGUCGCGGCGCCUCACGAAAUUGUCGAACUCGUCUUCACUGACUUUGAUAUCUAUAAAGGACACCUCGACUGCGCACAAGGAGAUUACCUGAAAGUAUACUCAGAAGGCGGUGUCCACGGGCCGGGACCUCCUGGAGUGAACGAAUAUUCUGCAUGGUCGAGAAUCCUGUGUGGUAGUAGAGUAGAUACUCCACCAGCUUUAUACUCCCAUGGACCUUUGUUGGUACUGGAGUUUCACACAGCCACUAAGGCAACCAAUGCGACGGGUUUUGUUGGCAACUUUAGAUUUAUAGACAGAAGAAAUUUCGAGACAGAUGGCGUUCGAGUUCCAGAGACGUGGUGCGAUUAUUUGUUUCACUCACAGCCAAACAGGCCGGCUCACGGAAGAUUGUACAGCCCUCGGUAUCCUUCUAGUUAUCCUAGCAAUGUGAGAUGCACUUACCAUUUUAAUGGAAGGCAAAGCGAACGGAUCAAGUUAGUUUUCGAAGAAUCGUUCCUUCAGAAAGGCGACGAGAGUUGCCUCAAUCGUGCAGAUAUAAUAAAAGUAUUUGACGGACGCACUACAUCAGCGCCAGUGCUGGCCUUGUUGUGUAACGAAGUUGUUGGUUACGAGAUACUGUCUACCGGGACGGAUUUAAUGGUUCAAUUCACGGCCAACUCCAAUACUCCGGGUCAAGGAUUCAAAGCGAGCUACCAGUUUCAAAUGGACGAUGAUACUAAUUCAGAUGGAGAUAUUAAUAAGAAAUCAACCACAACGGAGGGAAUAUCCGGCUUAGGACCCGCUGUAAGCGCGGCCACAUCGUCUUGUCACCAAGUAUUCAGCAGUGAUAAGAGCAAGACGGGUAAAUUAAUAUCGCCUCUAUAUCCCUCGCCGUAUCCUAUGAAAACGCAGUGUCAUUAUGACUUCCUAGCCAGAGGAAGAGAGCGAGUGAGGCUCGUGUUCGAAGAUUUCAGUUUGCAGAGAAUCUCAGAACAUAUUAUUGAUUGCGAGAGUAUGGAUUCUCUCGACGUAUUUUUGUAUGUAGAUGGACGUCUCGAAAAGAUGGCAUCAUUUUGCGGCAACGAUAUACCAAAGCCAAUAAUGUCCAAUGGACCCAAGUUAUCUAUCGAAUUCCGUGGGAUAUACUCUUCGAGACAUGCCAGGGGGUUUAAGAUAUCAUAUUCUUUUGUUGAAGAUUACGGAAUCGCUACGGGGAGACAACUUUUAGAAUUCCCAUGUGCCUUUGUAUAUAAUAGCAGUGAGAGAAACAAAGGUGUGAUGACAUCACCGAAUCACCCCGGCCUCUAUCCACGGGAUACAGAGUGCAAUUACUUCUUCUAUGGAAAUGAAAAUGAAAGAGUACAUUUACAUUUCACUUAUUUCGACGUUGAAGGUGUGGUCCCAUGUGAAGCAGUAUCAGCUAGUGACUACCUCCAGUUUUCCCAUCAAAUGAUUGAAGCACAAAGUCACAGAUAUUGCGGACAAAUCAAAGAGCUACAAGUUACUUCACAAAAGAACUUUUUAAGGAUUACUUUCAGGUCUAAUGACCGGUUGGAUGGUACAGGGUUCAAAGCCAACUACAUAUUCUUGAGAGACUCCGAAAUAAAUAGUAUGACUAUGCCAAAUACUAUAGAUACAGGUACUACAAAUUGUAUGUCUAAAUAUUUAAUCUUGGUAUGUUUGUGCCAACUUCUAUUGAAUAGCAGUUGA